AUGGCAAAUAAAAUACUAGAUCAAAUCUUUAGAUUAUACGAUCCGAUUCGUUAUUCGUUUAACAAGAAAAAAGAGGAUUAUAUUAUCAUCUCACUGUUGGUUCUAAAUCGCAAAUUGAUUACCUUCAAAAUAAAUUCAUUAUCGAAUUGGUUGCUUCUUUCCGAUGCUUAUUUCAGAUGCGAUUUCAAAAUUAAAGAUGGAACUCCCAAUGAAAAUCGUGUUCCACAAACAAAUACAACGUUAGAAAACAAUUUCUUUCCAUCUUUGUUUAGCGAGAUGGUUUUGGAAGCAGGUUCAAAUCCGAUAGAAACAAUCGAACAUCCUGGGGAAUUCGACACAAUGUUGAAAACAGUUUUAUAUCCUAAAGAUUUCGAUUCAGUCUCGGGUUGGAUACCCGAUGUUGGCGAUGGAAGUGUUUUAAAAGAACCGGUAAGAAAUCUUGCAAAUGAUGCUGAUUUAGCUAGAGUGAGAGUUGUUGCUCGAAACACAAUAGAAAGAGUAGCACGAGCAGCUAAUUCGAAAAACGAGUACUUCAAUAUAAUAAUGUUGUUGAGAAUAAUAGGUGGGGUAAUUACUCUGUUGGAACACAGAAAAGUUUCCAUAGGGUUACCAUAUAAAAUUCAUCUACAAAGAGAAAUCAACGACGAUAAGAUAUUCUUUGGAGAGAAUGGUUCAGAUGCAAAAUUAGAAAUAACGAAUCUCCAACUUUUCAUACCCGUAAUAACACCAUCAAUUGAAGUAGAAACGAGAAUAUUCAACUCGUUAACUAAAGAUAUUGAAAUAGCUUUUCUUCAUCGUAACACGGUAGGUAGCAUGACUUUAACGGGAGAAUACACCACCUGCCAAAUCACUAACACUAUAAAACCAGCAAGAUAUUUAAUAGUUGGUUUCAAGAACUUACCAGAUUCUCAAACGAAUAACAAUAAUGUCUUUAGAGUGGCAAUGAACCAAACUCAAGAUCCUUUAAUCCAUAAAGUUCAAGUAAGAUUAAACAACGAUAAUUAUCCUAACCAACCUUUAACAAUUAAUCCAACCACAAAGGAUUAUAAUGAAUUGUAUAGAAACUUUAAAAACAUGUGUGAAUUAUUUGGAAAUCCACCUCAGUUUGAAUAUGUAGAUUUUGCACUUAAUCAUCCAAUCUUCUGUUUUGAUCUAUCAGCUCACCAAGAAGAUCUUUUCAAAACAGGAGUGGACAUAAAUAUUCACAUUGACAGAAGGAGAUGUAACAGAGAUGAUAUAGAUUUAGAAAGAAUUGACGCGAACGCAAAAGAAUGUGGAUUUUUACCUUUCCUUCUACCUUUAAUAUUUGGUGGUAUUGCAGUGGCUACUGGAAUAGCAAGAGCCAUCAACUCAAAUAAAGCAACUGCAGUAACAGCAGCUGAAGAACGCAGACAUAAUUUGGCAAUUGAAAAGGAGGCACGAGGUUCAGGAGUGGGAGAUAUGAUAGGCAAAAUAAAAGAAUUUGGAAAAAAAUUUGGGGAAGAAACCAAGAAAACUGUUAAACAAGGAUUAAAUAAAUUAGUAGAUAGUAUUGACACGGGAGAAGUCAAAGUCAAACAUAAGGAAAUAUUUCCUAAUAACCCUAUGCUCAUGUGUAUAUGCGGUAGUUCCGGUUCUGGGAAAACUCAUCUCACUUUUAACAUGUUGACAACACCAAACCUUUUAGAUUUCGAUUCUUUGUCUAUCUACACAACAACACCAGAGCAAUCGUAUUAUAAAUUUCUCAAAGCUUUAGAAUAUCUACCAAAGAAAGAUGUUCAAGACCUAUUUCAGUAUUACGAAGAAAACGAAGAAGAAGUGGAAAUAAAAGAUAUCUUAGAUAACUACAUCGAAGGAAAGAAACCAACGGAUAUAAAAGUUUUGCUUACGAAAAAUAUUAAUGAUCUAGACUUGUCUAAUAUUGAUAGCAAACCAAAGAACUUAAUAUUAUUUGACGACUGCGUAGCGCAAAGAAAUCAAGCUGUUCAACAAGAAUUCUUCACGAAGGGAAGACAUCACAACUGUCACUGCAUAUACCAAUCCCAAUCUUUUUACGGGAUGGAUUCUAUGUUUAUUAGAAAAAAUGCAAAUUGUUUUUAUUAUUUGAAUUAA
Molecule: messenger RNA, 2091 nt
Organism: Lottia gigantea (owl limpet)
Lineage: Eukaryota; Metazoa; Mollusca; Gastropoda; Lottiidae
Exons: 4
Coding region: 1-2091 (696 amino acids)
Source: RefSeq, a predicted model, not a curated record